Theileria orientalis strain Shintoku is the source of this 1479-nucleotide messenger RNA. RefSeq lists its product as uncharacterized. The transcript is spliced from 5 exons. NCBI's taxonomy places the organism in Eukaryota, Apicomplexa, Aconoidasida, Piroplasmida, Theileriidae. The coding region runs from base 1 to 1479 and encodes 492 amino acids. The record is from RefSeq and is a predicted model, not a curated record.
AUGGACUACUAUAUGGAUUCUGAUCUGAUAGAUGCCGUCAGCUGGUUGGCUGGCGAAUUUAGUCAACUGAUCGAAGAUCCUUUCUCAGAUUACGAAAAUGAAUACCCAAUUGUAACAAUAACUAAGACGUCGAGUGAGUUUAUACCGUGUUGGAGCUCAAUUGAGCUGAAGAAUGACGAGAUAGUAAUGUCGACAAGUGUUCCCAAAUUUACAGUGAAUGAAGAGAUUAAUAAAAAAAUAUACGUCGGUUCAUGCGACAUUCUUUCUCUGGAAGUGGAUUCAAUAGCUGUGUUUUUGGAAGAGUCGAACAAAUAUAAGUCAAAACUGGCAAAAAGAGUCGUAAUACAGAGUGGUGGGCAGAUCGACUAUGACCGAAUACUGAGGUUGAGGUCAGGAGAGUCACUUUUGGCGCGCGUGUACAAUGUCGGAACCGACAACGUCAUCUUCGCCAUGGUCUCACACUUCUCGUCCAAGUACCACGAGGCCUCAAGUAACAUACUUAACAUGACGAUAAGGGAUUGCCUAAAGUCGGCAAUAGAGAAGGGAAUUGAAGUGAUAGCGUUCCCAGUAUCGAUUGACGAUGACGUCUACUAUCCGAUGCUGCAGUUCCUAGACACACUUCUGAGGACGCUGAGACGCUGGCUUGAGCUCCCGGAGAUAAACUCGAAGAUAAGGAGGAUCUACCUUAUAACACACGUCGCGAGUUCGUACGACGAUAGCACAGUCAGCUCGUCGAGAAGCCUUAACUGUAUGCAGGUGGUGGGAAGCAAGGACAACAGCAAGAACCUGUUCAACCUGCUGAGGAGGUACUUCCCCAAGAACAGCUACGACGAGUUGCUGAGCGCCGAUUUGACCACGUCUGGAGAUGUGAACGGAGAAAUAUCGUCGGAGGAGAGGAAGAUAAGGAUAUCAGGAGGGUUUGAAAGCCACAGCUCGAAGCCGCUGCUUAACCUGGGAGAAAGUCUGAGAGUGUCGAAUGACUCCAAAAGCACCCAGGAGGACUCGGACUACGCGUACUACCUGAAGCUGUCGUACUCGAUCUCGAGGCUGCCGAUUUACAAGGAAUUUGAAAGAAGCAAGUUCGUAGUCAGGUGCGGAAACGACAGGGAAAAGAGACCAGUCAUCGCAAUAAACGCCAAAAGCUUUAACACGGCAGAGUACACGUACUCGCUGUGUUACAUUCUGGGAGUGAUAAAGCCGUUUAUACAGCACAAAUUCGUAAUUGCAGUGGUGAAUUUGGAUCACUCAAUGAUCAAUUCCACCACGCUGCUGAAGCUGCUGAGGGACCUGUGCGAAGUUUUCGGGGAGAAGCGGACCAAGAACAUCGCGGCCAUCUACUUCCACAGGUGUAGCUGGGCGCUGCGCAGCUACCUGUUCCUGAUUUCCACGUUCCUGCCCACAGAGGUCUGGGAUGCAGCAGUUUUCGUGGACUCAUUCAAGGAAAUCGCACACUUGGGCCUGGACCCGUGCGACUUUUAA